AUGAAGGACGAUCAUGCAAAAAUCACAGCUUCAAGAACUCACGAAAAUCAGUCCGACGCAGAACUGUUGACUCGAUUGCGAAACCUGGAAGGAUUGCUCCGUAGUAUGGGUGGUUUUGGGGGCGAGGAUCGGGCGACACCGCCUCCGCCAUUGUCGGCUCCUUCCAUUGACGGUCCAGGAGCCGGCACAGAACUUGAAAGUCGAUUACGUAGGAUGGAAGGCAUUCUCGGCCUGCUUGCCUCGUCGGACAACAGCAAAACGCAUUCCUCUAACACGCCACCUCGACUUUCCGAUGAAGACGAAAGGGUUGACAAAGGAGUUAUAUCUUCGAACGAUUACCGAAGAAGCGAUCAUUAUCUCGGCCCGGGGCUGCUCGGGAUCCUACCGAUCUCUCCAAUUCUCAACGAGCAGAACGUGGCACUGGCUACAGCUCAAAACUCAGAAAAUCCUGCGCAACCCGAGGACGGUAGCGAGAACCGGCCUUGGAGUAAUUUAGCCAUCGAUACCGCCGACGUGGCGAGUACGAUUAGAAGCAGGAACGGCUUGGCCGCAGACACUUGGUCACAGCAGGUCUAUCCCCCUGAAGGGUUACAUUUACCUUACGGACGAGUUACCGGACCAAACGACGAGGCUGUGUCAGCGAGGGAUCCGAGUCGCGGUGAUUUUGAACUGGCCGACAAGCAUUUCUUGCAGGUCCGCGGCACUGAUGUCGAUCGCACCGAGCCAAGCCGGACCCUCGUAACCGGGGAUAGUGAGGGUCAAGGUCAUCCUUCUUUGUGGAAACGGCCGCCACGUAUUCUCCUGGCUGAAGAUGAUCCAACGUGUUGGGGGAUCUAUUCGAAGUGGCUCGAAAGCUCCGAAUGCAUCUUUGACAUUGUGACGGACGGUCUUGGGGCGAUUAAUAAGAUACAGGAAGGGAUCAAGUACGAUGUCAUUCUGAUGGACAUCAUCAUGCCCAACUUGGAUGGCGUUAACGCUUCGCAUAUUAUCCGCCAAGUUGACAGGACGCCAAUUAUCGCCAUGACCUCAAGUACCCGAACAGACGAUUUCGCCCUGUACUUCAGCAGCGGUAUAAACGAUGUCUUGGUAAAGCCGUUUACCUCCAGAGCGUUGUUCGGAACGUUGGCAAGGCACCUCACUUACUUUGACGUGACACGGCAACCCGAAAGACGCGCCAGUGACGUCAACGGCGAUCAAGCGAUCGUUGAAAGCAGUAUUCCUCGUUCCGAGUCGGCAUUCCUUCAUACAGCUGGCGGAGUUGACCACGGAAGCACCGCAGCCGCAACAGCCGCACUGACCCCUCCACUUUCACUUGGGAGUAUUCGCCAAAGAUAUGCAUCAACUAUAGAUGCUCCAGCAGCUCCUCCGGAAUCAGAAAGUGGCAAGCUCAAACGUGUCGCAACCGUAAUUAUUCAGCAAAAAGUAGAUCAGAUCUAA
Messenger RNA from Cladophialophora yegresii CBS 114405, 1437 nucleotides. RefSeq lists its product as uncharacterized. NCBI's taxonomy places the organism in Eukaryota, Fungi, Ascomycota, Eurotiomycetes, Chaetothyriales, Herpotrichiellaceae. The transcript is spliced from 2 exons. Gene Ontology annotation, biological process: phosphorelay signal transduction system. The record is from RefSeq and is a predicted model, not a curated record. Bases 1 to 1437 code for a protein of 478 amino acids.